GGUGACAGCGGCCGUCAUCGGGUUGAACACGAUGGUGGGGUCGUGUUCAGCACGUGCUGUACAUGCCCUCACUCGACCGUCACCGUAUUGAACACGACCGUGGGGUUGCGGGGUACCACUGCAGUCAUGCUCGACACGAUGACAGCGACCGUCAUCGGGUUGAACACGACGGUGAGGUCGGGGGGUGCCACCGCGGUCGUGUUCGACUCGAUGACAACGACCAUCAUCGGAUUGAACACGACGGUGGGGUCAUGUUCAGCACGUGGCGUACACGCCCGCGCGCAACCGUCAUCGUGUCGAACACGACGGUCGUCGUGUCGAACACGACAGUCAUCGUGUCGGACACGACGAUCGUCGUGUCCGACUCGAUGAUGGACGGCUCUGUGAAACUUCGGAAACGACAAAGGACACGAGUUAUUGUAGAGAUGGAAUACAUGACGGUCUGGGGUCACCGUCGAGUAGGAUUCGACAAUGGCCAGGCCGUCGCCAUCAGUCGUCCAGUCGAACACGACGGCAGGGAAGCGCCAAAGCCUCCGACCACUGUCGAGUCGGACUCGACGAUGACCCCAGGGCGUCGUCGAUUUCGUCUUGGCAUUGUCGAUUCCGACCCGAUGAUGAACCCAGGCCGUCGAGUCGAACUCGACGGUGGCCCAGCGGCAAGUCGUACGACCGACGUCGAGUCGAACUCGACAAAUGCCCGGGGCCGUUGUCGGGUCCGACUCGAUGACCAUGGUCCGUUGUCGAGUUCGACUCGACAAUGGCCGUAUGACAUGCCGCUGCCGAUGUGUUGGACUCGAUGGCCCAUGCUGGCCGCUGUCGAGUUCUACUCGACGACGGCGUGCUGGCCAUUGACGAGUACGACUCGACGGUGGCAAGCCGACCGGCGUCGAGACAAGCUCUACGAACUCGUCCACCGACGAGAGCCAAGACCUCUGGCCAUCCGUUUGAGCUUCUCGAUUGUCCGUCAUCGGCCUCACUGUGUGUGUUAUGAAAGCAAUGGGUUUGAUGUGAAAUUGUCGAUGCCGGGUUUCGAUUCUUCUGCUUUGUUUGAUGUGACUUUUAGCUACGCCGCUCCCGUGUUCUGUUUGUUUGCUUUUGGAUACGCCGUCCCGUUCCCGUGUUCUGUUUGCCAGCCCGGUCGUGUCGAACUGUCGUGCUGGCCCCCCACGUUUGAGUCGAACUCGAUCGAAUCGACCUCCAUCGAGUCGAUCUCGAUCGAGUCGAACACGAUCGAGUCGAACACGAUCGAGUUGAACACGAUCGAGUCGAACACGAUCGAGUCGAACACGAUCGCCUGGGCUCACGGUUGGAUCCAACACGAUCGUCUGGACUCACGAUCGCCUGCACUCACGAUCGUGUCCGACUCGAUUAUGAUCGACUCGAUGNCGAUCGUGUCCGACUCGAUUAUGAUCGACUCGAUGUGGACUCACGAUCGUCUGUACUCACGAUCGCCUGUACUCACGAUCAUGUCCAACACGAUCCAACACGAUCGGAUCCGACACGAAUCGAACUCCAUCGUGGUUUAUUGUGUUCGACUCGAUCGUGUCCGACUCGAUUAUGAUCGACUCGAUNCGAUCCAACACGAUCGGAUCCGACACGAAUCGAACUCCAUCGUGGUUUAUUGUGUUCGACUCGAUCGUGUCCGACUCGAUUAUGAUCGACUCGAUCGCGUUCGACACGAUCGUGUUCGACUCGAUCGAGUCGAGCACGAUCGUGUCGAACUCGAUCGAGUCGAACACGAUUGUCUGGACUCACGAUCGACUCGAAAACGAUCGAGUCGAACACGAUCGAGUCGAACGCGAUCGAAGGAAGUCCAUGAGUAUUUUGAAGAUGAGGAUGAAGAGAACAGCGAGGAAUAUUCGGAACGAGCAGGAGGACAGGAACAGUAUGCUGCGGGUGUCGGCGGCAUGACAAGGCAUCCAGGAGAGACAAGUAAAGUGGUUGGACAGGAUGAAGACAGUGAACACACUGUGAGCGUAUCGGGUGGGGAGGUUGGUCUGGCAGGAGGAUAUGGGAGCAGCUACGAAGGAUAUGAGGGGGAUAAGUACGCGACAGUGGCUGUGGCUGAGCAUACAGAUGCUGCAGGGCUCGCUGAGCGAAAGAGGAAGCACAGGCGGAAGAGGAAAAGUCUUAUGGAUAAUAAACGGACGGAACAACCACAAUCGGAUGAAGAGGCCAAAGGCAAGACAGUUACUAGGCUGCCAAGUUUGCGAAAUGUGCCAUCAGUGACUUCUUCUGGUGUUCUUAGCAAAGGUUUUUUCCUUGAGUUGGACGAGCAUGGGAACCAAUGUCCAGACAUGAAAUUCAUUUUUGUCCAGUUCGACAUAAUUCUGGAUAUUCCCGACGGGGAAUUCAGAUACAAUCAACGCUAUCUUGUGCAGCAGACGGUUGACGACAUUUAUGACGCAAUGAUUGCAUCGGGUGAGGCUGCUAUGAGAGAGAGAAUGACUGAAGCUGCCGGUGUGAAUGUCUGUACGUUGUAUGAGAAGCAUGUCCUUUUGUUGGUUGCCCUCCGUGAUACAUUGCAUACUGACGCUUCAGGGAGGAUUGUGAGAGCAAGGAGGGUGCUGCCCGUUGAUUUCGAUCUCGAAUCUGUGAACAAGUACUACUACUACCCUCUCAGCGGUCAGCAUAACAUGGCGGCGGCAAGAAGGUGUUUUGUUGAACGCCCUGACAUCGCACAAGAGCUCCGAUUGGAUCGCUGGACUGCGAGGCCUGUUUAUUAUCCGGAUAAGAGCAUGGACAAUUACGACACGCUGAGCACUUUCCAGAACUCCAAGGACAAAUGGAAUACCCCACCGCACCAGAACGUGGUCGUCCAGAACAUACAGAAGUUGUGCCACGAGUCGAACUGUCCUGAAGCUAAAGGCGGCUCAGCGGCAGAAGUGAAAAAUGCAGAGUAUAGAAAGUUUGCGGGAGAGGCUCUUCGUUUGACCGGGAUUCGUAAUUUGAUUGACAUGUCCCUUACUACUCAGUGGAGCGGCCAGUGGUCUGACGCCCUCGGGCCCUACAUGUUGUUGGCAAGGGCGACAGAUGACGUUUUCGAAAAGGUGAAACAAGUGAAGUCGUCAGAGUGGACGGAACCAUUCUUCAACAACCUUUCCUAUUUGUUUGAUAAGUACUCUGAUGAAGGAUUAACGUCCGAGAGGUGGAUCGACCAGCGUCGCCAUUUCAAAAAGAUGAGUUGGGUGCGAACGUUCCCGGCUACACUUGGAGGAGAGGAGGAAAAAGGAGAAGAGGGCUUCAAGAAAACAGCGUCACUUGCUGCGAAGUGCCCCGAAGAGUUCGUGCAGUUUGUCAACAAGCUGCUGCGCAGAUCAGAAACCAGGGGUUCGGAAAGCAUAAGAAUGUCGGGUUCGGCGCAAUAUAUAUAUUUCAGAAGACAGAACGUGAACUCUGUUUUCGUCCCAUUCCAACGGGAACCAAGCGAUAUUUCAGACGAGAUGGAUUCCAAGGAAAUAUAUAGAGUCGUCAAACAUCUGAGUUGCCACACGACCGUGCUGGAUUUAUGUCACCCAACCCAGAUAGGGGUGUGGAUUGAAGAAGUUUUUGAUGGUCUGCGGAAGUUCAUUGGAAAACAGGCUGGUGAUUAUUGGACAUUAUUGUGCUUCGUUCCGCGGUCUUGCGAGUAUACAUUUUUCAAGCGAGUUACAAGUUGGGAGAUUGACAUUCACUUGUCUAUUCUAAAGUGGACUCGUCAGCUACAAACGAAGGCGAAGCAUUUAUAUAAGGUUGCGAACUUGCCUUUGGAGGACACAGACAGAAUGACUGUCAUCAUGUACUCUAACGAUGGGGAUUAUCACCGCAACACUAUUCCCUUGCUUGAAGACAUUCCAACAAGCACUCCAGCUGCAGAUCGAUCAUCUGGCGAGCAGGCGGGUGACUUAUCAGCACUUGUGCGCAGAGAGAGAAGGCCAAAGAUGUCGGCUUAUGUCGUGGAGAAGAAUUUCACGUCCACGAAGUUGAAAAUGGCAGGUAUGGAGCCAAGGGAGAAAUUGGUGUACGAAGGUAUGGAAAGGGAGCCAAAUGCGAUGGUGGAGACAUUGGAGCAUUUUUGUCCUGCGGAUGAGGCGGUUGUUUUCCUGGGAAAAGGUCAUGCGGCGUUGAUUUGGGAGUUGUUAAAGAGUCACCGUCAUUGCAUUGUUUUGGAAGGGGAGGGUAUGAAGUUCGAGUUUCUCGUUCAAUUCAUCACCAAGAUGGUCAAGAGUGGACUUUACCUCGCCAAAUUUGCUAAGCCGCCUCCUCGACAUGACGAAAAGCGUGAUCUCGUCUACAAAGUCGGCAAAAACAUCGUCAAUAUUUGGGAGUUCCUUUUCGAGACUAAGCCACAAAACAGAGGGAAACGUGCAUAUGUCGUCAGAAGGCGAAAAAUGGAAUCACUUCUGAGGGGGUAUCAUAAGGCACCGGCGGAGACGGAAGUUGCAUUUCUAGACCGUUUGGAGAUGAUGUACUUCGACGAACAAAUCGGGGCGUCUAUAAUUGCAGCUUAUGCAACUUGUUUUGGGGAAGGCUUCGAUGCUGAGGACUCAGAGGAAGAAAGUGAAGAUGGUACUUUGCAAGCGGCUUUGGCAGAUGAGAGGCAAAAAACUUGUAGCUCGGCUUCGCAGAAGAUGGGGCGUCAAGCAACAAAGGGAAAGGUAUCAAGACCAAGAGGUGGUGCACAUGACAAGGGAUUGGGUUCGCCUCUGGGAUUAGGACCAAGCAGCGGUGCACAUUGCAGGGGAUCGGGUUCGCCUCUGGGAUUAGGACCAAGCGGCAGUGCACAUGACAGGGGAUCGAGAGGCGAUGCAAAUGGCCAGGAUUUGGGAGGAAGCGGCGGUGCAAGCGUCAAGGGCGUAAGUCAUGGAGAACUGCCGAAAUGUGUCGAGGACGUCCUUCCGGAUGACCAAGUUUGGGCGACCACUGUGUUGGCGAGCGAGAGUGUUACUGCGCAAGUGGAUAAUACUGGUGCACUUGCAGAAUUAGAGAUGCCAUUGGAUAUGCCAGUCGAGAAAGAUGAACAUGAAGUCUCUCUGGACAUGAAGAAUGAAAGCGCGACUGCAGGUGCAAACGAAACUGCCAAUGUAUAGGCGAUCGAAGAGGAUGAAGGACAUAUAGUACUAAGUACACGAGAGCACCAUACGC
Chara braunii is the source of this 5124-nucleotide messenger RNA. The record is from the annotation of a GenBank genome assembly. Lineage: Eukaryota; Viridiplantae; Streptophyta; Charophyceae; Charales; Characeae.